GAGCUUGCUUUACUACCAUACUUAAUUUAUGAAUAAUUACAAUUAUAUUAUGAGUAAUUAUAAUUAUAUUUAUAUCAAUAACACAUGUUUAUUUGAGAUUAAACAUAAAUUGUAUUACCUGCAUUAUUCCACCAACCCAUCUCUUCUCUGCAUGCACAUAUAUAUUUCCGUCUCUAGAUCUCCUAUUGCCAAGGCACAAACAGACACAGCUAUGGAUGAAGCGAUAGUUCUCUACCCAUCACCAAACGUAGGCCACUUGGUAUCUAUGAUAGAGUUUGCCAAGCUCAUACAUGCCCGGCGAGCUUCCCUUUACAUUCACAUACUCAUUAUCUCCACCCCUCACGGUGGCAGAAUCACUGCCUCUUACAUUGCUAAUGUCACUGCCUCCAUUCCCUUAUUGCAUUUCCACUAUCUUCCCACCAUAACUCUCCCUUCCAAAACCACCCCAACGCUCCAUGAAACCCUCACCUGUGAGGAAAUGAUCCGUCUCAGUAACCCUCAUGUCCACCAAACCCUCCUUUCCAUCUCCAAAACUCAGACCAUUAAUGCCCUAAUUAUGGAUUUCUUCUGUUUUGCUUCUCUUCCUGUUGCCAUCCAACUCAACAUUCCUGGCUAUUUUUUCUUCACUUCUGGUGCUGGGAUUCUUGCAAUCUUCUUGCGUCUUCCAACCCUUCAUCAAAACAGUACCAAAAGUUUCAAAGAUCUUAACUCCUUUCUUCAUGUGCCAGGUUUACCACCAUUACUUUCCUCUGACUUGCCUUUGCCCUUAAUUGAUCGCUACGAUAAGAGCCAUGGAUACUUUCUAGACAUGGCCACCUGCUUUCAAAAAUCAGCUGGAAUUAUAGUGAACACCUUUGAAUUGCUAGAGCCCAGAGCUUUCAAGGCAAUUUCAGAUGGACUCUGCAUACCCAGUAGCACCACACCUCCUGUUCACUGUAUCGGCCCACUGAUAGCGACCAAAAGUACUAGUGAUGGUGCAAAAGAUCAAUGUUUAACCUGGCUCGAUUCUCAACCGAGUCAAAGUGUUAUCUUUCUGUGUUUUGGAAGCUUGGGGCUGUUCUCAACGGAACAAUUAAGGGAAAUAGCUAUUGGGUUGGAGAGAAGUGGCCAGAGGUUCUUGUGGGUGGUGGGAAAUCCACCUUCUAAUAACCAAAGCUUAGCCAUCUCAGCCCAGCCAGACCCAGAUUUGAACUCAUUGCUCCCUGAUGGUUUCUUGGAUCGUACAAAGGACAGGGGACGCGUGGCGAAGUCAUGGGCUCCUCAGGUCGCAGUAUUGAAUCAUAACUCCGUGAGUGGAUUUGUAACCCACUGUGGGUGGAACUCGGUGCUCGAAGCCGUGUGUGCUGGAGUGCCGAUGGUGGCGUGGCCACUGUACGCAGAGCAAAGAUUCAAUAGGGUGAUGAUGGUGGAAGAAAUGAAAAUUGCUUUGCCCAUGCAGGAAACCGAGAACGGGUUUGUAACUGCGUUGGAGGUGGAGAGGCGAGUUAAUGAGUUGAUGCAAUCGGAAUCAGGUAACUUUGCUAGGAAGCGAACCAUUGCUAUGAAAAAUGAAGCCAAGGCAGCAUUGAGUGAAGGUGGUUCCUCGCGUGUUGUAUUAUCCAGACUCGUUGAGUCAUGGAAACAUUAUAGUUGAGUCAGGCUGCAUUGAGGUCAUGGAAGCGUUAAGGUUUUGAUAUUGUUAAUAAAUUUAGUAAAAAAAAAAAACUUUGCCUGCAUUUAAAAAUAUCUUAAUUAAAUAAAACAAUUAAAGUAAUUCAAAUUUUUUAUUUAAAUAAAUAUCUG
Messenger RNA from Hevea brasiliensis (rubber tree), 1782 nucleotides. Its product is annotated as UDP-glycosyltransferase 88A1-like. NCBI's taxonomy places the organism in Eukaryota, Viridiplantae, Streptophyta, Magnoliopsida, Malpighiales, Euphorbiaceae. Gene Ontology annotation, molecular function: UDP-glycosyltransferase activity. The record is from RefSeq and is a predicted model, not a curated record. The coding region runs from base 29 to 1633 and encodes 534 amino acids. The transcript has a single exon.